Messenger RNA from Bipolaris sorokiniana ND90Pr, 3093 nucleotides. RefSeq lists its product as uncharacterized. Bases 1 to 3093 code for a protein of 1030 amino acids. The record is from RefSeq and is a predicted model, not a curated record. NCBI's taxonomy places the organism in Eukaryota, Fungi, Ascomycota, Dothideomycetes, Pleosporales, Pleosporaceae. The transcript is spliced from 5 exons.
AUGUCUCCACAACCCGAUACAGACUUGGACGCCGACGACAUUUCCAUCACAUCGACGGUCGAAGGCGAGCCCGCUGACGAUGCAGUCUACGCAGUCGAGGAAAUUCUGGCCGAGAAGUGGGGCAUUUGGGAGGAUGAAGAUCCUCACCAACCCGCCUUCCGCGGUAUCAAGUACCUGACCAAAUGGGAUGGCUAUCCACUUCACGAUGAAGAUGUAAGCACUUGGGAGCCCGUAUCGGCCUUUAUAGUUCCUGAUGAUGAUGACAACAAUCCAUCCAGGACACCACCAUUGCUCCAGACAUGGUAUAAUUGUAAAAAGUCUAUGGGCGAUCCUCACUUCCACAGGUAUUGUCGAAAGAACAUAGACGAUUUCCAUGCCGCAAUCGAAGCUGCAGAAACGGCCAGGGCGGCCAGAAAAGCAAAGCGCGACAAAAAGCGACAGAGGCUUGCUUUUUCAAAGAAACGGUCAGCACUCUUUGUAUCGGACAGCGAAGAGGAAAAUAGGCGUGCCGCAUCAAAUCGAUCGCAGAAACAAAACCUUCCACAACUAGCCGCCGCCGGUACUCGCAGCUCAUCAUCAGCCAAGCAACCUCAACCAGAGCGUAAACCACCUUUGGUGCAGUCAGACCUAUCAUCCUCCGAGGCAGACUUAACAGAUGACUCAAUGAUGGCUGAAUUGGGUAAAAUUUCGAAAAAGACGACACGCAGUUCAGUUGGCACCAAGGAUUCAGCUAGUGAUGGUCAAUCAAGACGCAAUUCAUUGCAGUCAGCUAAUGAAGCUAAUGCUCCUCCUUCAACAUCUAAACAGCAGCAAGCAAAAACUGCCAGCGCAACACCAAAGGCUCGUGCCUCUGAUACUUCAAUUACUUCUGUAGAAAGACCGACCAUCUCGGCUGGUCAGGGAAGUGCCAACAAGGCGAUACGUAGUGGUGCCAUAAGGGUGGUAAAUCAACCAAAGUUGCAGUUGCGUAAUGAAUGGACAAAGGGCCAAAAAGCAUUCUCCACUUUACACUUCCGAGCAGUGGCACAAAAGCGGUCGCGCACCGAAGGCACGCCUGAUCUGGCAGCGCUCAAGAUUGCAAAUGACCCUUCUGGUACCGUCAGGCCAAACCCCCCGGUCCCACGUGAUGAUCCCUAUGCUCGCCGCGAGGUUGGCCAGAGCCGUGCAAGGAGUCCAGAGCGUGAUGAUGAUCGGCGAGGGUCUAGGAGUGAGAUUUUGACUGACGAGAAUGUUCCCCUAGCACCCUGGGAGGCGGACAAGAUCCCGCAGGUGUGUGCUUUGUGGCGUCUCAGCAACAAUUGUCCAAAGACUGCUCAGGUCUGUAUCUUUAUGCAUUGCAACAAGGACCCAGAUGGACGGGAUUACCCUGUAGGCCAUGCUGGAGGUUUGAUAGCCCCGAAAUAUCGCAGGCCACCUCUUACAUGCACUCACUGGCUGUAUGGGAACACUGGCUGUUUCAAGCCAGCUGACAAGUGUCUUUUUGCCCACCGAAAUACCGGUUGGGUAUCAAACGAGAAUCACUCUAGCGAGAACGCUACUCGAAUCGACAAGAAUAUAAAGCCGAUAUACGAGCGAACAGCAGUUGCACCGAAACCAGUGAAGCCGCACAAUGAGCGGACAGAAAUUGCAUCGAGAUCAGCGAAGCCGCACGAUGAGCGAAUAAAUAGUGCACUAAAGCCAGUGAAAAGCAUGGAAAGGCUGGCCCCUCAGGAUUUGACAUGCUGGUACUGGGCCAAUGAAACUUGUCGAAACACUGCGGAGAAUUGCCAGUUCCAACAUUAUAAUACUGGAAUUCCUGCUCGUGCUCCGCAUUACUACCCUAGAUCUUCUUUCAGUCCUCUGCCAGACAGGAGCAACGAAGUGUCUACGGAUAAGGCGACUCUGCAAGAUUCCGGGGCUAUUGUCGAGGUACCAAAGGAGGCCCUAGCGCCUACAGAUGACGAUGUACCUCGUCCUCAGUCGCCCGAGGUUGUGGAGCCCGUGGAACUUGAUGCACGCGAAGCAACAUGUGAGAAGGUGCGAAAGAGGAUUGAAUCAGUGUGCGAUCUCAACUUUGAAGAAUUAUUUGGCAGUAAUAAUUGUGAGAAAGGGAUUAAGCUAAUGGACAGACGAGCUUUCCUGGUAUACCACUCGGAAGAGCAUGCGGAAGAGCUCGAGUUGAUCACUCGAUGGCUGCUGAUGCACCACGUCGAGGUCAGUGGUGUGCAUUUUCCAGGCGGAUGGGCGAAAUUCCAGCAGGAAAUCAAGAGCGGAGGGUCUGGCGUCAUUAUCGUACACGCUGAUUUCGAGUACUUCACCGAAUUACCCGGCCUGGGCGAUAUGUUCCGUCGUGAAGUUCGUGUCUGGUCGCUUGGCAUGCAGGAAGGUAUCGAGUACGAUCCUGCCUUGUCACUUGAUCCACCCGUGUACCGCUAUGGUCCGGUGGAAAUCUUCCCCGUCGGCGGGUUCAUUUACAUUACCGACGAGGUAUUUGACAAGGAGCCGCAAGUCGCUUUGAAAAUCAUCGAGCUGUUCUUUGCGAAAAUUGAAAAAUUGAAGCAGUACAAGGGCAUGCCGAGUCUGGGACGCCAGGUCGAAACUGCAAAUCUGCUCUGGCGUCUAUGCGUCCGCCCAGAACUAAUGAAGUACCUAUUUGAUUACUGCGAGAAGUACGCAAAUAGGGUCGACAGCGGCGACGCAGAAAUGCAGAGCCGUGCCCGCCUCUACACUCUCCUCGCCGAGACCCAGUACAUCGAGCAAGACCACCCCUCCGAGCCCCUCAGCCGCGUCCCCGACAAAUUCCCUAUCUUGUCAGAGCGCCGCAUAAUCGCAGACAGCGAGCCAGUCACGUACUUCAAAACAGUCAAACGUGACCCGGCUGCAGCCAAUGUAAACAUGAUGCGCUACUAUGCAGGCCUGCACGUCGACAUGCGACGCGACUAUCGUCAUUUCUAUCUCGUGCAUACGGAUCCCCGGGCAGGCGUUGUGCAGCAGUGGCGAGACGAGAUGCAGACGAUUGGCCGGGUGAUGUCGCCGCGGCAGUGCGUGCAGGAGUUGGAAAAGGAGAGUCGAGUUAGCAUGAUUGAUUUUUGCGAGUGGUUCAUGGGAGAAUAA